CACUCUUCAUGCGCCGACGACGCGAUGCCGCCGGGCGGGAACCUGCUCGACCUCCUUUCAAGUCCGUAAGAGCCGCGUGAUAGCGCGGACACGGAAAGUAACAGCGCCUUGGAAUGCGCUGGGAGACAUGUGACCAUUUCUGCUGAAACACUGGUUCAAAAUAACCCGGCCUCUGGGCACUUACCUGCAUAGCAGCACAAUGACUUACAGGCACAUGUGUCACAGGGGAAUAACAGGAUAAAUGCAAUGACACAGACUAGAGGUAUUCAACAUUAUGGUAAUAAAUGUUUGGUGCUUUAAUAAGCAGGCAAGGAACAAAAUAGGAUGAGAACAGCCACUUCCUAGUAUCCAUUUGUUUCCUUAUCUCGUUCUAUCAGUCAUUGUGUGGAGUAGGUGGCAGGGAUAAUAAAGGCCAAAUCGAGAUUGACUGAUUAAGUAACAAGAGGAAGGAAAAGGAGGAAAAGAGAGAGAAAGAAGUGAAGGGUUGACCUGACUUCUUUGCUGUCACGCAGAUAAGAGCGAUGAUGGAGAUUCCCAGCGGACUUGGAUGACCUUUAACUAGAUUACUGAAAUGACGCUGCUUAACUAACUCGUCUAUACCUUGCCUCUUUUGAUGGAAAACAUCUGGAACACAAAAUUAGUCACUCCGACUAUAUGUAGUUUUAUUAAAAUGUAAUUUAAAUUAGACAAAUAGUAAUGAAGUAAUAUCCACAAAAUAUUGGCUAAUCAAAUUGUUCCUUCCGGUUCUAUUGAAAAAGAAAUAAUAUAACUAGCUUUUCGUAACGAGACCUGUUGUUCCACUUAUUGUUGUACCAGACAUCAUAUAAGGCAAAAACAUCUUCAUAGUGUUGUUCGGCAUGGUUGAAUUUAAUUCGCACUUGUCGGUAGUUGUCGGCAGAGGGCGCUGCAACAUUCGGGCCACACAGCAGCCGCUGAUGCUCUCUUUAAAGCGCUCGUUAGCUCUGUGUACAGAGCGUUUUCCUGUCACAGGCUUCAGGCUAAAGUUGAUGUUUUACAGGAUCCUGAGAGGCGUUUCAACACCAACAUUUAGCUCUCUGAGGCAACGGUUUUUCUCACGCACUUCUCGAAAACUCAGCUCCAACAUGGCCUUUCAAUAUCCCCAGGCUUAUCGCGACGAGUCAGUUGUGGAUAACUAUCAUGGCAGCAAAGUGCCGGAUCCGUACAGCUGGCUGGAGGACCCUGACAGUGAAAAGACCCAGGCCUUUGUCAGUGCUCAGAACCAGCUGACUUUGCCAUUUUUGGAGCACUGUGAGGUGCGAGACUUGUUCAAGGAGCGUAUGACAGAGUUGUAUGACUACCCAAAAUAUAGCUGUCCCUUCAAGAGGGGGAGCAGGUAUUUUCAUUUCUACAACACAGGCCUCCAGAACCAGAGUGUGAUGUACAUGCAGGAGAGCCUGGAUGCUGAACCCACCGUUUUCUUGGACCCUAACACUUUUUCCGAUGAUGGCACUGUUGCCCUUCGAGGCUAUGCAUUUGCUGAGGACGGGGAGUAUCUGGCUUAUGGCACCAGUGCCAGUGGGUCUGACUGGGUAGAGAUUCGAUUUCUGCGUGUUGAAGGUGCUGUGACUCUAGAGGACCAUCUGGAAAGGGUCAAGUUUAGCUGCAUGUCAUGGACCCAUGAUGGAAAAGGGCUGUUUUACAACUCCUACCCUGACCAGGAGGGCAAGAGUGAUGGUACUGAAACCUCAACCAAUUUGCAUCAGAAAUUGUAUUACCAUCUUCUGGGGACCCCGCAGUCUGAAGAUGUCUUGUGUGCAGAGUUCCCUGAUCACCCCAAAUGGAUGAGUGGAGCUGAAGUAUCAGAUAAUGGGCGCUACGUACUGCUGUCUAUUAGGGAAGGUUGUGAUCCAGUCAACAGACUGUGGUAUUGUGAUCUCCAAACCACUCCUCAGGGUAUCACUGGACUUUUGCCAUGGGUGAAACUAAUCGACAACUUUGAUGCUGAGUAUGAGUAUGUGACCAAUGAGGACACGUUGUUCACCUUCAAAACCAACUUGGAUGCCCCACGUUACCGUCUCAUCAACAUCGACUUUGCCUCUCCAGCUCAAAGCAACUGGAAAGAACUAAUCCCUCAACAUGACAAGGAUGUUAUUGUAUUUGCCACCUGUACAUACUCAAGCUACCUGUUUGUGUGUUUCCUCCACGACGUGAAGAAUGUGCUGAAAAUGUAUCGUCUCAGCUCAGGGGAGGAGUUGAGGAGCUUCCCUCUUGACGUUGGCUCCAUAGUAGGCUUCACAGGAAGAAAGCGGGAUUCUGAGAUCUUCUACUAUUUCACUUCAUUCUUAUCUCCAGCCAUCAUUUACCAUUGUGACCUGACCAAGGAGCCACUGCAGCCUCAUAUCUUCAGAGAGGUCACUGUAAAAGGCUUCAGUCCUUCUGACUACCAAACCACCCAGAUCUUCUACCGCUCCAAAGAUGGCACUGAAAUCCCCAUGUUCAUAGUACACAAGAAGGGCAUCAAAAUGGACGGCUCCCAUCCAGGGUUUCUGUAUGGCUACGGAGGCUUUAACAUCUCCAUCACGCCAAGCUACAGCGUCUCCAGACUCAUCUUUGUGCGGCACCUGGGGGGAGUCCUGGCGGUCGCCAACAUAAGAGGAGGCGGCGAGUACGGGGAGACCUGGCACAAAGCUGGCAUGUUGGCCAACAAGCAGAACUGCUUCACAGACUUCCAGUGCGCUGCUGAGUAUCUCAUAAAGGAGGGAUACACUUCUCCUUCCAAGCUAACGAUAAACGGCGGCUCCAACGGGGGCCUGCUCGUAGCGGCCUGCGUGAACCAGCGGCCUGAGCUGUUCGGCUGCGCUAUAGCUCAGGUUGGCGUCAUGGACAUGUUGAAAUUCCACAAGUUCACAAUAGGCCACGCCUGGACAACAGACUUUGGCUGUUCAGAGAAGAAAGAGCAGUUUGAGUGGCUCAUCAAGUACUCCCCCCUCCAUAACAUCUGCAUCCCAGAGGGCAACGGCGUCCAGUACCCGGCGGUUCUCCUGCUGACGGGGGACCACGAUGACCGCGUGGUGCCCCUUCACUCUCUUAAGUACAUCGCCACCCUCCAGCACAUCGUGGGCCGCAGCCCCAAGCAGACAAACCCGCUCUUCAUCCUGGUGGACACGAAGUCAGGCCACGGUGCAGGCAAGCCCACCAGUAAGGUCAUCCAGGAGGUGGCGGACACCUACGCCUUCAUCGCUCGCUGCCUCAACAUCUCCUGGGUUAAAUAACCAGGGUUUGUAAUAUAGGGUGUGUUUGUGUGUGUGAGUGAGAACGUGCAUGUUUUUUUUUCCUUUUCCGUUAAUAAAAUAGUCUUUGGAAAACUUAAUGUUUUACAUAACUUUACAUUAACCGCAGAGUCUCCUUCGCUGCCUUUUUUUCAGCAUUACCAUAUUUUUUCUGUUUGUACAUCUGUCUCGUCUGCCCUUCACCAUUUUCUCCAGCUGAACUUGCACACUGCUAUAAGCUAACACACAACCCUCACAGCUAACUUACUCUCGACAUUAUCGAGGUAACACGGUUACAGUUACUAAUCAGCCAAUUAUGAGGUCAAAGAGGCACCAACAUGCAACGUAUUUAUGUUUUGUUUCUGUACAGAUUUGAAUGUUGGUGGUAACGUGUUGUUUGAGAAGCCAGUGUAGUGUUGUGCAGAUAGUGACUCUGCAGAUUGACAAAAUUGCUGUGGAUGUGUGGAGCCUUGCAAAAAAAAUGUCAGUCCCAACAUUUGUUUCAGACUGAAAAUGAUUUCUACCUCCUGACAUGUGCUGAUUGUUUCUCUUAAAAGGGAACAAACCACAAUGCCACAACAAUAAACAACUUUUUAAACAGG
Molecule: messenger RNA, 3832 nt
Organism: Betta splendens (Siamese fighting fish)
Lineage: Eukaryota; Metazoa; Chordata; Actinopteri; Anabantiformes; Osphronemidae
Gene: prep
Product: prolyl endopeptidase
Exons: 14
Coding region: 858-3233 (791 amino acids)
Biological process (GO): proteolysis
Cellular component (GO): cytosol
Molecular function (GO): oligopeptidase activity; serine-type endopeptidase activity
Source: RefSeq, a predicted model, not a curated record